This is a messenger RNA of Cyprinus carpio (common carp), 2667 nucleotides long. RefSeq names its product transmembrane protein 181-like (gene tmem181). Bases 83 to 1648 code for a protein of 521 amino acids. The record is from RefSeq and is a predicted model, not a curated record. Lineage: Eukaryota; Metazoa; Chordata; Actinopteri; Cypriniformes; Cyprinidae. Gene Ontology annotation, molecular function: toxic substance binding. The transcript has 17 exons.
ACGUGACCAGCAGCUGCACAAUUAAACAGCAUCGCCUGCAUUUCCAGUCAACAGAGGCGCAGAAACAGCAUCAGACGGAGCGAUGGAGCGGCCGGAGAGCUUGGAGAAGAUGAAGCAGCUCUGCAGGAGAAUACAGGACGCCUUCAGAGAGCUCCAGGAAGAUCUGACGCCCUACAAAACCGAGCGCUUCUACAGGUUGGCCCCCAUGCGUCUCUACUCUCUCUCUAAGACACACUUCGUUCUGGUGUUCGUGGUUUUCUUCUUCUGCUUCGGCGUCUCCACACUCAUCGGUGUGUCAGGACCCAAGAUCAUUAGUGAGAAUUAUUACAACGGUUUGAGUCUCAGCAUCAAUGGAUCGAAGAGCGGUCCCUUUGACCUCCGAUCUCCACCACUGUCCACCUACAACCAGCAGCUGUGGCUGACCUGCAUCAUCCAGCUGGACCACAGCAUUGCAGAUUUGAGCUGGGAAGAGCUGGGGAUGAACGUGGAGCUGCAGGGCGUGAUGCAGGACGCUAGUGUGAUGCGCAUCAGCAACAACAUUCACAACAAGAACCGGAGCCUGCGCUGCGCCGCCCACCAGCAGGCGUGUGAGGAGAUCAUCGUGCUGCAUCUGGGAUAUCUGAACUACACUCAGUACAAGAUCAGCGUCAGCUUCAGGAACCUGCAGGACGACCUGAAGGACAAAAUCAAAAACGUGACUUUUGUGUUUAAGAUGUACAACGCCACGUUCUCUCAGGUGGAGAUCUGGUUCCGCUUCGUGUUUGUGGUGAUGACCUUCAUCGUGACCUGUGUGUUCGCUCACUCUUUACGCAAGUUCUCCAUGAGGGACUGGGGCAUCGAGCAGAAGUGGAUGUCUAUUCUUCUUCCUCUGCUGCUGCUGUACAACGAUCCGUUCUUCCCGCUGUCGUUCCUGGUGAACAGCUGGUUUCCGGGAACACUAGACGCUUUCUUCCAGGCUCUGUUCCUGUGUGCGCUGCUGCUCUUCUGGCUGUGUGUGUAUCACGGCAUCCGAGUGCAGGGAGACCGGAGGUUCCUGACCUUCUACCUGCCCAAGCUGCUGAUCGUGGGGCUGCUGUGGCUCUCGGCCGUCACGCUGGGAAUCUGGCAAACGGUGAACGAGCUGCAGGAUCCCACGUACCAGUACAAAGUGGACAUCCAGAACUUCCAGGGCAUGAAGGUCUUCUUCCUGCUGCUGGUGGCUGUGUAUGUGCUGUAUCUGGUGUUUCUGGUGCUGUGUGCCUGCUCUGAGCUCAAGAACGCGCCUUACACAGAUCUGCGGCUGAAGUUCCUGACUGCACUGACGCUGCUGGUGCUGGUGAUCAGUGUGGUCAUCCUGUACCUGAGGUUCGGCUCCAAGGCUUUGCAGGACAACUUUGUUUCUGAACUGUCCACUCACUACCAGAAUUCGGCUGAGUUUCUGUCCUUCUACGGGCUCCUGAACUUCUAUCUCUACACGCUCGCGUUCGUCUACUCGCCCUCCAGGAGCGCUCUGUACGACUCGCAGCUGAAGGACAACCCUGCCUUCUCCAUGCUCAACGACUCGGACGAUGAGGUCAUCUACGGGAGCGAUUACGAGGAAAUGCCUCUUCAGAACGGCCGCGCCAUCAAAGCCAGCGCCAAGUACCAGGAUGAGAGCGAGAGCGACUGAAAGCGGAGUGACUCCGGAUCGCUGGUGUACACCGAGCACAUGUGUAGAGACUCUGUGUGUGAAUGUAUACGGGCCGAUGUGUUUGUGUCAGGAUCUCAGAUCAGUGCUCGUCCACUGCUGAUUAAAAGGGGAAAAAUCAUGCAUCUAUAUUUUCAUUUGCAUUUGAGAUAAUUAAGCACAUUUAACCCCGUGAUAAUGAAAAGCAUCCUGAUUUCUCGUUAACAUCAGCAUACGCGUAAUUCAUUAACACAAAUAAUACCUCGAUGCAAGGUCUACUUUUAUACACAAGUAUAAACAUGUAUUCAUUUUCAAUUCAUAUGAAAUACUUAUAAAGUAUUUUUUUUGUAAUGCAGUAAUAAUUUAGGGGUAAAUGUGCUUAAUUUUCAUGUAAAAAGUUAUUAAGGGUCUCAAAAUAUUUUCUUCUUCUGGUUUCUGAGUGAUAUAUAUUGUGAAUUUCUAGACAGUGUUUAUGUGCUCGGCCCCAGUGUUUUCUCUUAUUAAUAACGUUAGCGGAAGCUGCUUAUAUUUCUACUGAUUUCUGGCUGGUUUGAGCUGCUUCUGGAGAUGCUGUGUGAAUGUGUGUGUGUGUGCUUCUGGAUGAGGAUCUGGAGCCGCGUGGAUUUAUCGUAGUUUAUCGUUCCAGAAGCCUUCUUUUCUCACAUUCCUGUUUUAAUGUGCCUGUACAUGUUUCUGUGUGUUUGUGAUGAUUAUUUUGUGGGUCUGAAUCACUUCCAGGGUCCCGCUGAGGACGGAAGGGUCUUGUAAGCACUGUUGGUUCACUCCGGUGUCUUCUGAGGGGUGACUUGUGUUUAAAGCACCAGGUUGAUGUCUGAUUGAGCGGUUCAUCUGUCCCGUGUGACGCUGGGCUUCAUGAAAUGUCCCAGAAGCACCGUGUGAUGACGGACCGCUGUGCCUUUGAUUCCUGAAGCGGCUGAGCUCAGUCCAGACGAGGAGCUCUCCUUCACUUCACUGCUGUGACGUCUGAGCGAAUGUGCAAUAAACUCUUCAGACAUUUUUAA